This is a messenger RNA of Thelazia callipaeda (thelaziosis nematode), 606 nucleotides long. Lineage: Eukaryota; Metazoa; Nematoda; Chromadorea; Rhabditida; Thelaziidae. The record is from the annotation of a GenBank genome assembly.
AUGUCGAUCACAACCGAUAUUAGUACUACAAUGAAAGAUCAGUUAUUGCAGUUUGGAUUAGAAAGAUAUAUUACUAUACCUAUUUUCUUGAUUGUUGGAAUGUUACUAGGAUACAUAACUGUUGGAGCUAUUUUGCUUGGUUUUUGGGAACAUUGGGAUUUUUUUUCCGGCUUCUAUUUUUCAUUCAUAACAAUGAUGACGGUUGGAUUUGGUGAUAUUGUACCAGUGAAACAAGAAUACUAUUUGUUCGACCUUUUAUACAUUAUAGUGGGAUUAGCUAUUACGACAAUGUGUGUUGAUCUUGUUGGAAUUCAAUACAUUCGUAAAAUUCAUUACUUUGGACGAGCAAUCAAAGAUGCUCGAUAUGCGUUGGUUAAUGUCGGUGGUAGAAUGGUACAUAUUCCGGAUCUCAUGCGAUAUGCAUCUGUUUUGCAUCAGAAAUAUGGUGAAAAAAGGCAAGGACGUAAAAUUCGACUGAAAGGAGCUUAUGUUCCUGAAGAUCUACCUUUAAUCCGAUACAUCGACUAUGGAUCUCUUGCUAGUGGUGACUUCGACUUCAUUCCAGAUGAUCAUGACAAAUUAGAAGAAAGAUUAAGCGCAGUGUAA